Trifolium medium is the source of this 195-nucleotide messenger RNA. The record is from the annotation of a GenBank genome assembly. NCBI's taxonomy places the organism in Eukaryota, Viridiplantae, Streptophyta, Magnoliopsida, Fabales, Fabaceae.
AUGGUGACGGAAGGAAUAGUGCUUGGCCAUAAAGUUUCUACCAAAGGCAUUGAAGUGGAUAGAGCAAAGAUUGAAGUGAUUGAAAAGCUGCCACCACCGGUCAAUGUAAAAGGAAUCAGAAGCUUCCUAGGGCAUGCUGGAUUUUAUCGGCGAUUUAUCAAGGAUUUCUCAAAAAUUGCAAAGCCAUUAAGCAAC